Messenger RNA from Cornus florida, 2426 nucleotides. RefSeq names its product beta-xylosidase/alpha-L-arabinofuranosidase 2-like. Gene Ontology annotation, molecular function: alpha-L-arabinofuranosidase activity; xylan 1,4-beta-xylosidase activity. Lineage: Eukaryota; Viridiplantae; Streptophyta; Magnoliopsida; Cornales; Cornaceae. The record is from RefSeq and is a predicted model, not a curated record. The coding region runs from base 183 to 2276 and encodes 697 amino acids. Gene Ontology annotation, biological process: arabinan catabolic process; xylan catabolic process. The transcript has 7 exons. Gene Ontology annotation, cellular component: plant-type cell wall.
AUAAAAUAUUUGUCACUUUCAUUUUCUUGAGCUCAACCCUAGCUUUUGCACAGACACCACCACCACCACCAGCAAAACUUGUGUAUGGCUGUGAUGUCGAUGCGAAUCCAGAGCUGGCUAAGUUUGCCUUCUGUGACCAGAAGAAGCCGAUUGCCGAGAGAGUGGCGGAUUUGGUGAAGAGGAUGACAUUGCCGGAGAAAAUUUCAAACUUGGUGAGCAGAACAGGGGAUUUGAGUAGAAUUGGAUUCCCAUCAUACGAGUGGUGGUCAGAGGCCUUGCAUGGAGUCUCCAACACCGGUCCCGGGACACGUUUUGUUGAUCCUGUUCUUGCAGCUACUAGUUUCCCUACACCUAUCACCAUGGGAGCUACUUUCAACGUUUCGCUGUUUGAAGCCGUUGGAAGCGUGGUUGCGACUGAAGCCAGAGCAAUGUACAAUGUUGGUGUAGGUGGUCUGACCUAUUGGUCCCCAAACAUCAACAUAUUCAGAGACCCGAGAUGGGGACGAGGCAUGGAAACUCCGGGGGAGGAUCCAUUGCUGACAAGCAAAUUCGGAGCAGCUUAUGUUAGAGGUCUACAAAAGACCGAUGAAAAAAACCCCGAAAAGCUCAAGGUCGCGGCUUGCUGUAAGCACUUGACAGCAUAUGAUGUAGAUGAUUGGAAUGGUGUUACUCGAUACAAAUUCAAUGCUGUGGUAUCAAAGCAAGAUAUGGAAGAGACAUAUCAGCCCCCAUUCAGGAGCUGUGUUCAAGAUGGGAAUGCCGCCAGUGUCAUGUGUUCCUACAACCAAGUUAACGGCAUACCAACCUGUGCUGACCCUAAACUACUGAAAGAUGUAGUCCGAGGCCAAUGGAAAUUAAAUGGAUACAUAGUUUCGGAUUGUGAUUCAGUGGAUGUGUAUUUCAAAGACCAAAACUACACUAAAACACCAGAGGAGGCUGCAGCUUUGGCUAUAAAUUCAGGGUUGGAUCUGGACUGUGGAGACUUCCUACUCAAACACACCGAAAAUGCAGUGAAAGCUGGAUUAGUAAAGGAGCCAGAAAUUGAUAGGGCUAUCACAAACAAUUUAGUAUCAUUGAUGCGACUUGGGUUCUUUGAUGGACACCCCAGCAAGAGUCCAUACGGGAAGCUAGGCGCCAAGGAUGUGUGCACCCCAGCGGUCCAGGAAAUGGCUCGUGAAACGGCUAGGCAAGGAAUUGUGUUGCUGAAGAACAAUCCAGGCUCACUUCCUCUAAACCCCUCUGCUAUCAAGAACUUGGCAGUAAUUGGGCCCCAUGGCAAUGCCACAGAACCCAUGAUAGGCAACUAUGCAGGCAUUCCUUGCUCUUAUGUAAGCCCCCUGAAAGGUCUGUCAGAGUCGGUAAAAACUACGUAUGUGCCUGGCUGCAAUGUACCAUGUGACGCGCCACAAAUUGAUGAAGCUAAGAAAGCAGCAGCCGAAGCAGACGCUGUUGUUCUGGUAGUGGGUGCCGAUCUAUCUAUUGAAGCAGAGGCCAAAGAUAGGGUUGAUAUUAAUCUUCCAGGAAAGCAACCACAAUUGAUUUUUGAAGUUGCGAAUGCAGCCAAGGGACCUGUCAUUCUUGUUGUGAUGUCUGGAGGUGGCAUGGAUAUUCAGUUCUGUAAGGAUAAUAACAAAAUACCAAGCAUCCUUUGGGCUGGUUACCCAGGUCAACAUGGUGGUGGAGCCAUUGCAGAUGUGAUCUUCGGCCGUUACAAUCCAAGUGGAAGACUACCGAUGACAUGGUAUCCACAUACAUACGCAGAACAGCACCCCAUGACAAACAUGAACAUGAGAGCAGACAAGGCCACCGGAUUCCCUGGCCGGACCUACAAGUUCUACACCGGACCAACCAUCUACUCAUUUGGGGAUGGUCUAAGUUACACUCCUUUUGUUCACCAGCUAGUUUCAGCACCAAAGGUUGUCAAACUUCGCUCAGGUAAAAAGAGUGAUCUUAAGUCCGUUGAUGCUACCGGAAAGGUUUGUAAGAAGUCAUCUUUUGAAAUCCGAUUGAGAGUUAAGAACAAAGGGAAUAUGGCUGGAAGCCAUAUUGUUUUGUUGUAUUCGACACCCCCUCCUGUACAUAAUCCGCCACUGAAGAUGUUGGUGGCCUUUGAUAAGGUCUUUUUGAAACCAAAGGGACAAGCUGUAGUAAAGUUCCGUCUAAAUAUGUGCAAGGACAUGACUGUGGUUGAUGAGGAAGGCAAUAGAAAAGUUGCCGUGGGACAAUAUCAACUUCAAGUGGGAACUGAGAAACACACCAUGAAUGUGAAGCUCUAAAUAGGAUUCUCAAGAAAGGGUGGCUCAACCAUAAGGCAACUAAGGCAGCCCGCUAAAGACCUUAAUGUGAGAAGAGGCCUAUAAAAGUGAUCUCAUUAUAUUUGUAUUUAUUUUAUUGUAAAUAUGAUAAAUGUGUAAACACCACAUUUU